AUGCUUUUCUCCCAAGUUCUCUUUUUUGCAGGAGGUUGGGUAUUUUUUCUCAAACAAUUGUUUAAAGAUUAUGAGGUUCAUCGGUCAGAGAUCCUUUUGGUCUUCUCCAUUACUUUCUCCUUAUCAUGUACAAUGUUUGAACUGAUCAUCUUUGAAAUUCUAGGAAUUUUAGAUGCAAGUUCCAGAUACUUUCAUUGGAAACUGGGUCUCUAUGCCAUUUUAUUUGUUCUGAUUGCUAUUUUGCCUAUGCAUAUAGCCUAUUAUAUAGUGUGCACCAUCCGACUAGUGCCACAGAAGAAACAUGCUCGCAUGACUCUAACUGGAGUUGCAUGGUGUAUCUUUUUGUAUUUUUUUUGGAAAAUAGGUGAUCCUUUUCCCAUACUCAGUCCGAAACAUGGUAUUUUUUCCAUUGAGCAGUGUAUUGGGAGAGUUGGGGUCAUUGGAGUCACCUUAAUGGCUUUGCUGUCAGGUUUUGGUGCUGUGAACUGUCCAUAUACAUACAUGUCAUAUUUUGUCCGAUACAUAACAGAAGCAGAUAUUCAAUCUAUAGAAAAGCGACUUAUACAAACUAUGGAUAUGAUAGUCAUGAAAAAGAAACGGGUUGCAUUAGCUGUUCGGGAAAAUUUACGCCAAGCUGCUUUGAACAAAAAUCAAGGUGGAUUUUUUGGGAUGUUCCGAAAUGUGGCUACGACAGGCACAUCUGAGAAUGUUAGUCAGUUAAAAGGAGAGACUCACGCUCUGGAAGAAUUAAGUCGACAAUUAUUUUUAGAGGCUGUGGAUCUGCAUAACACUCGGGAAAGAAUAGAAGAGUCUAAAACAUUAAAAGGAAAAUAUUUUAACUUUUUGGGUUACUUCUUCUCUAUUUACUGUGUAUGGAAAAUAUUCAUGUCAGCCAUUAAUAUAAUUUUUGACCGUGUGGGAAAAGUAGACCCAGUGACAAGAGGCACAGAAAUUGCUGUCAAUUAUUUAGGGAUACAGUUUGAUGUAAAAUUUUGGUCCCAGCAAAUUUCAUUUUGGUUAGUGGGAAUUAUUAUUGUUACAUCAAUAAGAGGCCUUUUGAUUACACUUACAAGGUUUUUCUAUGCCAUAGCCAGCAGUAAAUCAUCCAACAUCAUUGUGCUGUGUCUUGCACAGAUUAUGGGCAUGUACUUUGUCUCAUCUGUUCUGCUUAUGAGAAUGAAUAUGCCUGUGGAAUAUCGUUCAAUUAUCACCCAAGUACUAGGAGAGUUGCAGUUCAAUUUCUAUCAUCGUUGGUUUGAAUUCAUCUUUCUUGUCAGUGCUCUGUCUAGCAUUGGAUUUCUUUAUAUCGCUCAUCAGCAAGCACCUGAAAAGAACAUACUUUAA
Acanthosepion pharaonis is the source of this 1344-nucleotide messenger RNA. Lineage: Eukaryota; Metazoa; Mollusca; Cephalopoda; Sepiida; Sepiidae. The record is from the annotation of a GenBank genome assembly.